Molecule: messenger RNA, 918 nt
Organism: Pleurotus ostreatus (oyster mushroom)
Lineage: Eukaryota; Fungi; Basidiomycota; Agaricomycetes; Agaricales; Pleurotaceae
Gene: CWC26
Product: Pre-mRNA-splicing factor cwc26
Exons: 3
Coding region: 1-918 (305 amino acids)
Biological process (GO): mRNA splicing, via spliceosome
Cellular component (GO): RES complex; U2-type spliceosomal complex
Molecular function (GO): RNA binding
Source: RefSeq, a predicted model, not a curated record
AUGUCCUCCAUGAAGGCAUACCUCGCCGAGAAAUACAUGUCUGGCCCAAAGGCCGACGCCAUAUUAGCUCGCACGGGGACCAAGAAGAAGAAACGCAGCAAAACCACGACGGGAUCGGGCGCUAUUGUUCGAGACGAUGAUGCGGGGUGGGGUGAUGAAGGUGCUAAGGAAGAAGUGGAGGAUGUAACAGAGGCUGUGGUUGCGUCGGACAGAGGAUUCAAGAAGAGAAAGACGGAGCAAGCUGCAGAGGGGGGAGGUUGGGCAACUAUUGAGGGCGGUAUGCGCGAGGCCACCCCUCCCCCCGCUGCCGAUGAACAACCUAUGGUCGUCGACGAGCCUGCCGCUCCGUUCACCGGUGGGCUCGUCUCCGCUAAACAGUUGAAGAAAGCAAUGGGCGCGAAGAAGAAGGAUACUCAAGCUACGCAAGAAGAAAUUGCAGCUGCGCAGGAAACUGUUUACCGUGAUGCUACGGGCAAGAAGAUAGAUACGAAAGCGGAACGGGCUGAGGCAGCGAGGCUGAAGCGAGAGAGGGAGGAACGGGAAGCAAAGAAGAUGGAGUGGGGCAAAGGUCUCGUGCAGAGGGACGAGCAGGAGAAGCGGAGGAAGGAGCUGGAAAACCAACGGGGCAAGGAGUUUGCUCGAUACGCGGAUGAUAAAGACUUGAAUGAGGAACUCAAGUCGAAGGAACUAUGGAAUGAUCCCGCCGCUGCCUUCAUGACAAAAAAACGAACCAAGGGACCACGGAAACCGGAGUACACAGGUCCUUUGCCAGCACCAAAUAGGUUUGGUAUCAAACCUGGUUAUAGGUGGGACGGCGUUGAUCGGAGUAAUGGAUUCGAGAAGAAAUUCUUCCAGACCCAGAAUUCGCGGAAGCGACAAGGGCAGGAAAGCCAUCAAUGGAGUGUAGAGGAUAUGUGA